ACGCACGCACGCACACACACACACACGCACAAUGGGGGAUACGUAAGCAAGGUACAAAAGGUAUAUAAACCUUUAUCCGAGUGUUUUGCGUGGCUGUGAGAAGACAGAUUGUUUCCGUCUAACAGGAACAAAGGUAAUAUUUCUAAUUAAAUACUGUAUGUCUUGAGCUUAAAAAUAAAUGUAAAUUCCACUGAUCAAAUGAAAAAUUCUGAGAAGUGUGAUUGAAGUGUGUGUAAAUCAGUAUUUAUCUGUUUUUUAUUGAUAUUCCUCUCACUGUUUUUAUUAUAGCCAUCAUGUUUUGGACCAUUAGACAUGCAGGAUCCAGCAUUUUAUUGUUUUUAAUGCUUAUUCAUUUUGGAGAGCUAUAUGCCAGAAGUGAUACGACUAACUUUGGAUGUGAGGAAUGCAAACUCAAGGAAAACAACAUUUUCUCGAAGCCUGGGGCUCCUGUCUAUCAGUGUAUGGGAUGCUGCUUUUCUAGGGCUUACCCCACACCCUUAAGAUCCAAAAAAACCAUGCUUGUUCCAAAAAAUAUCACAUCAGAAGCUACGUGCUGCGUAGCCAAAGAAGUCAAGCGGGUACUUGUCAAUGAUGUCAAACUAGUGAACCAUACAGACUGCCACUGCAGCACCUGUUACUAUCAUAAAUCUUAAAGACACACUAUGACAUUUCUGAUUUCUGGUUCAGAUUUAGUUAUAUUCUCUUGUUUACCUGUCAUUUAUGCUCAAAUGCAUGUGUUCUUUAUGUAAAUCAUGCUGACUAUAGUGUAUUUAAAUUCUCAUUAGUUGAAAAUGCCUUUUUAUUUCUUCACAGUAGUGCUAUUAUAUGUUUAUUACAUAUUUGAUAACCACAUUUAGAUUAAGUCCAUAAAUUAGGUUAGAAAAUGGUUUAAAAAGUUGCAAUCAUUGUUGUCUGUAGUCUAAAGGCCUGAAGAUGUUUAAAAUGCAAGGCUUGUCAAAUAACUAUUUUAUUUUACUCUACAUAAAAUGCUAUUGUUGCUGGAUUAGACACAAAUCUUAAAUAAAUGUAUACGGCACAGGCCUGGUUCCA
Molecule: messenger RNA, 1050 nt
Organism: Triplophysa rosa
Lineage: Eukaryota; Metazoa; Chordata; Actinopteri; Cypriniformes; Nemacheilidae
Gene: cga
Product: glycoprotein hormones, alpha polypeptide
Exons: 3
Coding region: 294-653 (119 amino acids)
Biological process (GO): positive regulation of steroid biosynthetic process; thyroid hormone generation
Cellular component (GO): extracellular region; follicle-stimulating hormone complex
Molecular function (GO): follicle-stimulating hormone activity
Source: RefSeq, a predicted model, not a curated record